This is a messenger RNA of Plectropomus leopardus (leopard coralgrouper), 3542 nucleotides long. RefSeq names its product allograft inflammatory factor 1 like (gene aif1l). Lineage: Eukaryota; Metazoa; Chordata; Actinopteri; Perciformes; Serranidae. Gene Ontology annotation, molecular function: actin filament binding; calcium ion binding. Gene Ontology annotation, cellular component: ruffle membrane; actin filament. Gene Ontology annotation, biological process: ruffle assembly; actin filament bundle assembly. The record is from RefSeq and is a predicted model, not a curated record.
AGUGAGCCCAAUCUCUAACGGAGAACAGGAGUAUCGUCCCGGCGGACAGUAGCGGCAGCCUUUCGGCUCGGAUAUUUGUCGUUUUCUGGAUUUAUUCCCUACAGAUAAAUUCCGGGAUGCCUUCAAAUGUACAAGGAGGGAAAGCCUUUGGACUGUUAAAGGAGCAGCAAAAGACAAAAUUGGAAGAAAUUAACAAGGAAUACUUGGAAGACCAGAAAUACAGGGAUGAAGAGGACCUGCCCGAGAAAUUGGAGGGUCUCAAAAAUAAAUAUGCUGAGUUUGACCUGAAUGACCAAGGAGAGAUUGACUUAAUGGGUCUGAAGCGGAUGAUGGAGAAGCUGGGUGUGCCAAAGACCCACUUGGAGUUGAAAAAAAUGAUCGUGGAGGUGACGGGCGGCAACAGCAGCAACUCCAUCAACUACAGGGACUUUGUCAAGAUGAUGUUGGGCAAGCGUUCAGCUGUGCUCAAACUAGUCUUGAUCUUUGAGGACAAAGCCAAUGGCUCUCCCUGCAAACCAGAAGGACCCCCUCCAAAGCGGGACAUUGCUAGUCUGCCUUAACUGUAGAAGUCAGCCUCCAGACUGCUCAGCGAAGCAGAGGGACCAUCGGCGGUGAAAUCGUUCUCUUAACAUGUGGAGUGUUGUAUUAGUGUGGGACCAGUGAUCGCGGAUGUGAUUUUUUUUUUUUUGUGACAUACGGUGUGUGCAAGGUGUUUGUUCUUCGGAAGACUGAACCCACAACUCACUAAAUGAUGUUUGACUGUGAAUAUUCGUCCUUUUUUCCCCCCCUUUUAAUUGAAAUGUAGCAUUGGUAGUCGUUCACGUAAUCUGCGCGAUGAAUUCAAUUUUGUAGUUUAGUGUUUCAUGGUUGUUAAGGGAAGACUCCAAAUUCUCCAGAGGUUGUUUUUUCCCUUCCUUGUGUGAUUUUUUUUUUUUUUUAAAAAAAAAGAGUAGGAUGCUUUUGGAGAAGCACAUGAAAAGAUGCAAUUUUUUUUUCUAACACAUUUUUGCACUGUCCUCAGUGGUCCUGGCUGGAUUCCUGCCAGGCUAAUCUUGGUCAGCGUCUCUCUUUAGAUCAGGUGCCAGAGAUUAGAGGCCCAGCCCGUUUCCUCUGGGUCAAAGUCAUCAGUCCUCGGAGCCAAAAUACUGAUCUGGAAUCAGUAACUAGGUUAUCACGGCCACCUCAUAAUCUGAAAAACAUGUUUGUUUGUUUUUUUGUAGAUGAUGUACUGCUAUUUUUCUUCUUCGUCUCUCAGCUAGUGCGAGUGAAAAAGAGAUCAUGUUGACCAUGGGACUUUGAGUUUGAAGAACAGCAAACCUGACUCCGGUUUUUAGAUCUGUAAGGUUAAGCACAUGUUCAUUUUGGAAGGAGUGUGAUUUACAGGCACACAAGCGUAACAGAUGUACAUAGCAUACACACAGUACAAUCAUAUUCUUUCCAAGUGCCUCAACAUGCAGAUACUGUAGAGCUUAAGCACACGGAUUGAAAAAGGAGAGAGUGCACACAAGUGUUCAGUUCAAGCAGUCCUCUUAGCUCACUAAUUCCAGAAAAAAAACGUGAAAUAAUGUUGUUAUUUGGUGAGAUAGUUUUAAUGUUUGUUGCAUUGUAAUAAUAUGGUGUUUCCACGACAUUCUGACUGAGUGCAGUUCACAGUUUCCCUUUUCUUACCGUUAUUUGAUUAUGUCCCAGCAAGCGUUUAACCUGUUUGUUUGAUGAUUUAACUGUUUAGGUUACCUUAUACCUGUCUUGCAAAUGCAUACACGUGUUAUUAAUUUCUCUUUUUUUUUUCUUUUUUUUUUUAAUUUCAUCAGCUAACCAGCCCUCUCUGUUGAACUGGGUUCAUUGUCCUGUGAAUUCUGUAUUUUGUGCCUCAGUGUUCCCGUAUCUCACGCUACUUAAUGUGAAUUUGGUACUUGUAGUAUUUUUAACCCACUAAACAUGUUUUGAACAAUCAUGUUGUUUUUGUUUUCAGUCUCAUAGGUGUACUACAUCUUUUAUUGUUGUUAAGAUGCACAUUGUUUGCAGACACCAAAGGAAUUAAAAUUCUUCUGACACUGGCCUGUUAAGUUUUCAAUUGUUUAUUGCUGUAAUUGAGAUCUCUGUUAAACUCUUGACUAAUUUUGAGUUUGGGUAAAAAAAAAAUGACAAGUUUAAUGGGUAUAGUGUUUAAUUGUGGUUAAUUUUUUUUUUUAUUUCACUAGUCAGCGCCAGUGUUUGUUCAGAACACAUUUACACUAUUAUGUUUAUAACAGGAGAUGACAUACUACAUUGAGAGGGAGAUUAAGUCACAGAUGCAGUAAUUCUAUUUAAAGGGUAACGUUGAUAGUUUUCAACCUGGACCCUAUUUUCACAUGUUUUGUGUCUAAUGGGAACAACAAUUUUUGAAAUGAUUAAGUGAGACCCCAACAGCAGCAAAAUGGGCUGCAAUGUAACCACUUGGGAUAUUUGUGCACCGUCUAUUUACGUUGACUUAAAGUGUUAAUUUUUGUCACUGACAGGCUCAGAUCGUUAUUCUAAGUGUCUGACAACAUUAUGGAAAGCACCCUACAGAAGUAGACCAUUUUGUUUAACCGCAAACAGCCCAAAAAUCACUAUUGCCAAACCCACCAGACUCCAUUUAAAUAAACAGUAACUGACUGUAAGUGUCUACAGGGCCAGUAUAUUUUCAUAUCUAACUGUGAUUAAAGAAUUUAUAUAAAUAAAACCAGACCUGUGAAUCGUUGAAACAGUGGAAGUCAAUUUUUGUGAAUGUUAUUUUUAUUCUGUUGACUUUGGAUGAAGUGUGUUUUAUGAUUAUAAAAUUACUGUGAAUUUAAAUGGAGUCUGGUAGGUUUGGUCACAGUGAUUUUGGGGCUGUUAAAAAGGAUUUUACUCUUUUGCAGAAAGGCCUAUCACCGUGGUGAUCCUUUUCAUAAUGUUUUCAGACACUUGCAAUAACAAACUGAGCCUGUCAGUGGCAAAAACAUGCACAAAUGUGCUGAGUAGUUACAUUGCAGCCUGUUUUGCAGAUACUAGCUGCAGCCCUCUCGCUCAGUACGGGACUAAUUUUUAAAAUAUUCUCAAAUUGUCGCUCAGACACUAAAGCAUGGGUACAAAGACUUGAGGUUAAAAAUACCAAAGUUAUCCUUUAAGGUUAAUUAAGUGGCCUUGCCUUCUAAGAACUUUGCGUUUAUAAAGAUCGGCUGUCCAUGACGCUGGGGGGAGUUUUUCAUAAAAGAGUCUCUGUGUAGUAACAGUCACAUUCCAACACGUCUUUGGCUAUCAGCCCUGAUAAAUAAGGAUAAAGGUAAAAUCCAUGAAUUUUCAAUUGAGAAAAAUCUCAAUCUCAGUUGUGCAUGAUCAUCUCCCAAUUCACUCACAGGCAGAGAUAAACAGUCUGUGAAUCUUUGGCUGUGACACCAUAUUGGAUGUUGUAAUAAUAAUGCUGUCAUUCCAUACUUUUUCUUAUUAACUCUUCAUGUUGCUUAAUGUACACGCGGCUGUAUGCAUACAUACUCUUGAGCAAUAAAUUGUUUUCAUGAAAAAGUCAAUAUCUAACAGUG